Mytilus californianus (California mussel) is the source of this 2335-nucleotide messenger RNA. RefSeq lists its product as uncharacterized. The coding region runs from base 24 to 2009 and encodes 661 amino acids. NCBI's taxonomy places the organism in Eukaryota, Metazoa, Mollusca, Bivalvia, Mytilida, Mytilidae. The transcript has 14 exons. The record is from RefSeq and is a predicted model, not a curated record.
UUAAAUGAAGAAUAAAAGACAACAUGUCUAAACGCAUGAUAUUCGUUGCAUAUGUACUGUACUUGCAUUGCUGUAUAAUUUAUGCAUAUUACGACGCUGUAUGUCCAUCAGAACAACUUUGGCACCUUAGAGCUAAUUCGAUAUGUUCAUCUGUAAGAAAAUACACAUGCUUGCUUGAUUAUGUACACAAUAUUUAUAAAGAAGACUGUAGUGGACCCAAAACUGAACCACCCGGAGAUAAAACAGUGGUCAACAGCGGAAAUUUUGAUACAAAACCAUGCUCCAAUGACCGAUUCCAGCCAUUUUCAUUUGCUACAUAUCAGGGCAACGACUGCAUUUUCAAGAAAAUAGCAUGCAACGAUGAAGGACAAAUUGUUAAUAGUAAUGGAACUAGUCGAAGUAACAGAGAAUGCAGGUGUGACUAUACAAAGAGUUUUAGUUUUCUAUCGACAAAUAGAAAAAACAGAUGUUCCUGUGAUCCAACAAUGGAAGACUGUUCAUGUUUCAGGAAAACUUGUGGCAACGGAGAGAUUUUGUCACCGGACUACAAAUGCAUCAACAAAGGGGAUUCUUAUGGACUGCUUGUUUGUGAAGAAAUUGAUAUUACACAACUGUAUUACAGAAGUCAACCAACUUACAGUACACUUGAUGAAGUAGAAGGUAGCGAUAUUAGGAAACCGAUAACGAAAGGAACAGGAUCAAGAAUUGCAUCUAUAACUUUGAUGACUGCAAUUUUGAUAUCGGUCUUUAUUGUUUUCUUCCUGAAUCCAUGGAUUCCGGACAAGAUUGCAAAGAUAUUAAAAAUAGAUAAAAACAUUGUCCAGGAUUCUGAACAUAUGACACACUCGAGCUCAUUCAAUUGUUUGAAUCAGAGGGCUACUUCCAAAUCUACUGUAAAUAGUCUUUCACAUGAUUCCUUCAAGAGUGCAGACGACAACUUAAGUAAGGAGAAAACUAAAUCUGACAUUUCAAGAUCAUAUACCCAUUCUCUUAAUGGCUCGUUGGGGUCAUCCGAAACACGACAGGAAUACAAGCUUGGAGACAAUAAUAUAAAUGGACCUGGCACUGACCGUAAAACAACGAAGUCCCAAGAUACAUUUACGCAAUAUAUUAACAAAGACAUUGGAUUUAAAAAGAGUGACAGACAGUCCCAAAAGAGCGAGAGUCAAGGAAGUUCUCCAGAAACAAAACUACUGUCGUAUCAGACGAAAGAAGAUUCACUUAUUGAUUUUGAACAAGACAUUAUUUCGGAAACGUCUGUCAAUACAAACUUACGAAAUUCUCACAAAACUGCUGCCAUAGACUCUCUAAAGGAUACCCAAACUACUGACCCUGAAGACGACAAUAAGUAUACCAUACCUGUUGCGAAAUUAUCAGAUGUUAGUGACGCAAAUAAAAGAAAAGUCAGAAGCCAUAAACACGACCAGUACGACGAAGACUUAAUACAAGACAAAAACAGUUUGUAUGGAAUUGACAAAUCAAAUUCACUUAGUGGAUCAAAGAUUUCUCAUACAAGUGCUACCAAUGACUUAAUCAAUGGUAUAACAACCACUGACCAAAAAGAAUCCAAAAAAGAACCAGUAGUCGAUUUGCAGCCAUCGUGUUUAUUUGAUGAAAACCCGAUGAUUAAUGAUCAAAACAUGACAACAGAAGCAGAUCAGAAUAGCUAUAGAAUGCAUAAGGCCUUAUUGGACAAGUACAAGUAUCGACCAUAUGAACAAAGAGUUUUAAAUGAUUUGAUUAAAGAUGGCACGAUAGAGACUUAUGAUUCACCAAAAAAUAUGACAGAAUUUGAUGCGGUACAAAAAGAUGAAGCGAUAGCAAUAGAAAACCUGAUACAGAAAUUUAGGAAUGAUUACACUAUUCGUAGAAGGGGAAUAGAGCCACAACAGGCAACUGUUAUGGAAGAGUUAACGAAAUGGGCAAAGGGAGAAUUAACGAAAUUGGCUGGGGGGAAGUUUCAGAAAAUUAUCGACUGGGUGAGAUACCAAGACACCGAAAAGAAAUGAAUUAUGUAAAAUAUCUAGUAGAGAUAUCUUUUCGGCAGGUUUAUGUCGAUUGUAUGUGUGUAUUGUACUUUAAGAUAAUUGAUCACUGAAUAUUCCAGAACAGCGUAGAGCAUUUAAUAUAUGCAUAUAUACAUUUGACAUCUUCUUAUAUCUAUAUACUAGUAUUGAUGCAAUAUAAAUGAAAUGAUGGACAAGUAGCAUUAUUUUUUCAAAAACAAUGUGUAAGAUAUAUAGAAGAUAACAUUUGCAACAAAAUAUUGAUUACUUUAUGUUUGUUAAUAUACGACUGAUUAAUUAUCACAAAUAAAAAAAAUAUGUUUAGUUUA